Auanema sp. JU1783 is the source of this 819-nucleotide messenger RNA. The record is from the annotation of a GenBank genome assembly. NCBI's taxonomy places the organism in Eukaryota, Metazoa, Nematoda, Chromadorea, Rhabditida, Rhabditidae.
AUGUCUCCAACCCCUACAUGGCUUCAUCGCGAAAAAAUGAUUCAUGAGAAAGUGUUUGAUACUCUCUCUCGUCCAUUCUCACGUGCUGUCGACACUUCCGAUGACAGUAUGGGAAUGUUUUCUGGAAUCAAAGUGAAAUGGAACCAUUUCGGCAAGAAAUAUAGUCUCCGAAUCAGUGACUAUGAAAUGGAAUACACAGAUAUCUUCGAUGCUUUCAUGAAGAAAGUACAUGAAGUUCGUCCGGAUUUCGAGGGAGCUCUCGCAUACAUUGACCAAUACGGACGACAACAAAUAAUUAAUACUGAUCGAGAACUUCGUGAUGCUUUAAAUCAGACAAAAAACAAAUUGAAACUUCAUACGACUUUGGCUGAAGGAGCUGUUAUCUCAGCAGCUGAGAUCGCCGGAAGACCGUCCAGAUCUCAAUCUGUUCCACCUGAGAGAGCUUAUCAUUCGUAUCAUCAAGCUAACUCUCGUUCACCAUCUUCAAUGGAUUCUGCUCCUGCUACGUAUCGUAACAGAGCUAUAUCUCCUCCUCCUGUCAGCACACAUUCUACACAACCAGUUCAUGUUCGUACACCCACUUCAACUUAUUCUGGUUAUCAUCCUCAGCUCUCACCUGGUGCUCUGUCAUAUGCACCAUACUCUCAGAGCCUGCUCUAUGGCAUGCCACCACACAACGGAAUGCUACUGAGGUUCCUUGCCAACCCAUUCCCAUUUGGCAGUUAUCAUCGCACAUUUGUUGGCCCCAACAAAUAUCAUCAGUUCGGUGGAUGGGGUGGAGGACGUUAUUAUUCCAGUGGCUUCGGUCCAAUGUGGUAA